AUGGAGAACCUUUCUGUGGAAGAUGUGUUUUCAUUUUUGGAGGAUAGCGAUUUGCAUGAAGUUGCAGUAAUAUUCAAAGGUGAGUGUUUUUAUUUUAAUUUCUUUUCUACUAUAUAUUUGUUCUAUAAUGUAUUAAAAUAUGUGCAUGCUUUCAAAGUGAUUACAAAACCAAAUUUAUAGAGGCUGUAUUUAAACGUUCUAUUUUAUUUGCUUUUGGUAAGUUUAGUGAAGGCAAAAUUGCCCAAAAUGGCUGAGUAAAACAUAUAAUAAUACUAUGAAGGUGUUCUGCAGAACGGAUGGUUAUUAGUUCAAAAUAGAUUGUCCAUUAAUUCAAGUGAGCACUUGUUAAAUCAGGCAAUUGUUAAACAUGGCCAAAUCUCACUUGACCUUUGAAGUUGAAUUCAAUUUGAUGCUAGUGGUAAGGUUAUUUUAGCCCUAGAAUUCAUCAACUAGAGGUAGCAAAUUCAACUGUGGAAUUCUUCAUGGGUAUUUUUAAUGAGGGGUCAAUGUAAAAGUGAAAUUCCUCAGCCUGGGUGAAUUCUGAUUUUCUCAGGGGGUGAAUGUUAAUUAACAGGAUUUCUACAGGGGAUCUCAGCUAUUAGGGCAAGAGUUCUUUUAGGGGUUAUAGUAAAACCCUUGUCUUGAAAGGGGGCAGAUAUUAAACGGGAUACUGUAAACCUCCGACUAUAAACCCUUAUAUUUCUUUCGUGAGCAAUUUUUGAUGGACUUAUACAAGGGGGUGGGGCUUAUAUAUAGGGGGGGCUUAUAUAUUGGGGGCUUAUAUGUGGGGGCUUAUACAUGGGGGGCUUAUACAUGGGGGGGCUUAUACAUGGACUAUCUUUUGUGUUAGUAAUAAACAAGUCGGUGAAUGUUUUUAAAUAUCGUUCUCUGCUAUAUUAAAAGACAAUAUCAUUGUUGAAUACAUAGUGGGCUACUGGGCUUAUAUAUGGUAGCCCAUUUAGAAUGAGACACCUUGAUAAUUUAUUUGUCUGUUUUGCUUUCCACAAAGGCUGGCUUGCAACGGCUGGCAGGCGAACACUAAAAGCCUAGAAAGAGAACCAGAUUUUUUGCAUUAAUUAAGGCAUAAUUAUAGCAUUAAUUUGAUAUUGAUAAUCUAUUAAGAUCUUGAAAUAUAGAUAUGUUUAAACUUUGGUAUGAAUGUUCAAAUAAUAAGUAAUAUUUGUUACCUAAUUUUUUUCUUGGCUUUAUAAUGUCAGUGGAGCAAAGGAUGGAAAGGAAAUUUAAAAUUUUAAAAUGCAUUGUAAAUGGACCAAAUAUAUACUGUAGUUUAGUAUAAUUAUUCUUAUUUUCAAUUAGCACUUUAAAUGUUAAUAGUCUGUUUGAAAUAUACAUAAGGAAUAUUCUUAUGUGUUGUACACAAUUAUGUUCAGAAAAUGAUAUUGAUGGUGUAGCAUUGGAGGAAAUGUUGAAAGAAGAACCCCAAAACUCAAUAAAAGAGUUGAUCCCUAAAAUGGGUCCUCGACUAAGAACAUUGAGAGCUGUUGAAAAUAAUGGGAAGCCAAUUGCCCAACAGAAACCAGCGAGAGUAGCCUCACAAGACAGUGAACAUGUUUCAGCAUCAUUCAAGGGGCAGCUGAAAUUAAGGAUGGAUGAUGGACAAUGGAGCAUGGAGAAGAUGGAUGAAAUAGUAUGUAUAGUAAACUACUAUGCUGCAGUAUACCACUUCAAUACACUCAGCUAGAAGUUAUAUGUUUUCUAUAUUUUAUUUGGCAGUCUCAGGCUACUCUGUUUUUCUUUGAUAAAUACAAUAUUGAUUAUACAAUAUUUUGCAUUAUACUGUAUAUACUAAAACUGUCUGUACCAGUGUUGGUAGUACCAAUGUGAAAAUGCUGUGCUGAAUGGUUAUAUUACUACCUAAGAAAAUAAGCAGAAACUCAACGUUUCGAGCGAAGGCCCUUAGUGGCUACUAAUUAACUCUUGACGAAGGGCCUUCGCUCGAAACGUCUAGUUUCUGCUUAUUUUUUAAGGUAGUAAUAUAACCACUCAGCACAAUAUUUUGCAUUGCCUGCCCAGUAAUUAUACUGUACUGUAGCUGCCAUCUUUAUGAAAUGGUCUAUGCAGCAUAUGCACUCUCAUGCAAUUCACUAUAUAGGAAUUGAAAGAACUUGGCAAUGCUGGUGAUGCUAAAGGUAAACUAGAAGAAGCAUCCAAGAUAUAUGGAUUAAAAGACAAGAGCAGGUUACUUACAAAUUAUGAAAAACUGUAA
This is a messenger RNA of Paramuricea clavata, 2227 nucleotides long. Lineage: Eukaryota; Metazoa; Cnidaria; Anthozoa; Malacalcyonacea; Plexauridae. The record is from the annotation of a GenBank genome assembly.